Vigna radiata var. radiata (mung bean) is the source of this 4491-nucleotide messenger RNA. RefSeq names its product putative pentatricopeptide repeat-containing protein At3g47840. Lineage: Eukaryota; Viridiplantae; Streptophyta; Magnoliopsida; Fabales; Fabaceae. The coding region runs from base 104 to 2332 and encodes 742 amino acids. Gene Ontology annotation, molecular function: protein binding; RNA binding. The transcript has 2 exons. Gene Ontology annotation, biological process: RNA modification. The record is from RefSeq and is a predicted model, not a curated record.
AGUUGAGAAGUACUUCCAUUAACGCCUUGAGAGACAGUGUGCUAGGUCGGAAGCAAGGCGCAAAGCCCGUUGUUUCAGGCCAAACAAACAAGCAAUAGCGAGGAUGCACCUUUUCCUCAAACACUUUAACCUCUUCCACCGAGACAUUUGGCUGCAUUCUCACUAUGUUUCUUCGCUUGCACUCGCACUUCGCCCUCCAUUUUCUGGCAAUCCAAAGGCGGCCCUAUACUCAAGGAACCUCGACUCACCUCUCAGUUGUUCCACUCCAGGAACUGCCACUGAAUUUAUCCAGCAAGCAAAACGAGAACAGCUAGCUCCAAUUGUCUAUUCUGUUCAUAAUAUGAUUGAAGUUAACGCUGAACUGAAGCAAUUAGUGAAACAGGGACAACUUUGUAAAGCUAGGAAUAUGUUUGAGAAAAUGGACCACAGAGAUGAGAUUUCGUGGACUACAUUAAUAGGUGGUUAUGUCAAUGCCUCAGAUUCAUACGAAGCUUUGUUCCUGUUCUCAAAUAUGUGGGUCCAGCCUGAACUUCAAAUAGAUCAAUUCAUGAUUAGUGUUGCACUCAAGGCAUGUGCACUUGGUGUCAAUAUUUGCCUUGGAGAAUUACUACAUGGAUUUUCAGUUAAAUCUGGUUUGAUAACCUCAGUGUUUGUCAGCAGUGCCCUGAUAGAUAUGUACAUGAAAGUAGGCAAAAUAGGAGAAGGUUGCAGAGUCUUUGAAAAAAUGAUGGCUAAAAAUGUAGUAUCAUGGACUGCCAUUAUUGCAGGGCUUGUACAUGCAGGUUACAGUGCGGAGGGACUGUGGUACUUUUCUGAAAUGUGGAGAUCAAAAGUGGGCUAUGAUUCACAUACAUUUUCCAUUGCUCUAAAAGCUUCUGCUGAUUUGAGUUUUUUACAUCAUGGGAAAGCUAUACACACACAAACAAUAAAACAAGGAUUUGAUGAGAGCUCGUUUGUGAUUAAUACUCUAGCAACCAUGUAUAAUAAAUGUGGAAAACCAGAUUAUGUCAUGCAAUUGUUUGAAAAAAUGAGGAUGCCAGAUGUAGUUUCCUGGACAAAUCUUAUUAUGACAUAUGUGCAAGUGGGUGAAGAGGAACAAGCAGUGAAAGUGUUUAAAAGAAUGAGAAAAUCAGAUGUCCCUCCUAAUAAAUUCACUUUUGCAGCCAUAAUUUCUGCCUGUGCAAAUCUUGCUAUUGCUAAAUGGGGGGAACAAAUACAUGGUCAUGUAUUCCGUCUUGGUUUUGUUGAUGCUUUGUCAGUGGCAAAUUCCAUCAUCACUCUUUAUUCAAAAUGUGGGCUGUUGACUUCAGCUUCAUUAGUGUUUCGUGGUAUAACUAGAAAGGAUAUUAUAUCUUGGAGCACUAUAAUUGCUGUUUAUUCUCAAGGAGGUUAUGCAAAAGAAGCUUUUGACUAUCUAUCAUGGAUGAGAAGGGAAGGGCCAAAACCAAAUGAAUUUGCUAUUUCUAGCAUACUGAGUGUUUGUGGAAGCAUGGCACUUCUUGAGCAAGGGAAACAGGUGCAUGCACAUGUACUUUGCAUUGGCAUAGAUCAUGAAGCAAUGGUUCAUAGUGCUCUUAUUAGUAUGUAUUCAAAAUGUGGAAGUGUACAAGAUGCGUCAAAAAUCUUUGACAGUUUGAAAAUGAAUGACAUUAUAUCAUGGACAGCCAUGAUUAAUGGAUAUGCUGAACAUGGUUAUAGCCUAGAGGCCAUUGACUUGUUUGAGAAGAUUUCUAGAGUUGGUUUAAAGCCAGACUACGUGACAUUCAUCGGGGUUCUGACAGCAUGUAGCCAUGCUGGAAUGGUUGAUCUUGGUCUCUUCUAUUUUUUGAAAAUGACUAAUGAGUACAAGAUCAGUCCUUCAAAAGAACACUAUGGUUGCAUCAUUGAUCUUCUCUGCAGAGCAGGGCAAUUGAGUGAAGCUGAGCACAUAAUACGAGCUAUGCCAUUCCAUAUUGAUGAUGUUGUGUGGUCUACCUUACUCAGGGCAUGUAGAGAGCAUGGAGAUGUUGACCGUGGAAGAUGGACAGCUGAACAGUUGCUUCGGUUGGAUCCAAAUUCAGCUGGAACUCAUAUUACUCUGGCUAACAUAUAUGCUGCCAAGGGGAGAUGGAAGGAAGUUGCAGAUAUAAGAAAGUUAAUGAAGUCAAAGGGAGUAAUAAAGGAAAGAGGAUGGUCUUGGAUUAAUGUCAAUGAUCAUUUAAAUGCAUUUGUUGCUGGGGAUCAGGCUCAUCCACAAAGUGAACAUAUCACAACCAUUCUGGAAUUAUUGAGAGCAAAUACAGGAGAUGAUCAGCUGGAAAUAAGAUCUCUUCAUGAAGAUGUUGAGGUUUAGCAGACGGCUACAUUCUGUGUCAUUAUGGGAAUGCUCAAAAGUAGUUUUUUUUUUCUAAUUUCCAAAUUUCGUAGAUUAUUGAGAAUUGGGUUCCCUGUUCUCAUCAUUUGAAAACAUAUAGCUUGAUACGGGUUCUCCAAAAACUGAGUUAGACAUUUCCAGAAGAUCAAGAGUUCUUUCUGAAAAAGCAAAUUAAUGAAAAAGUUUGCUUAACAGAAAAACAGUAUCUGAUGCCAGAAGAGUCCAGCCGGAGAGAACUUAUUGGAUCUGAAAUUGAGGCCAGGGUUACCAUUCUCAAUUAUCAGUUUGCUGAAAUUAAUGAUUGUGUAAGUGCCAUGAUUAUAUUCCCAAGGAACUGCUGCGGUGCUAAUCCAAUGGACUGACCUACCAGCAUUUCAAGCCCCAUGGGAACCCAUGAAAGCCAUCAUGAAGCAGUUUCCUUCUUUUCACCUUGAGGGCAAGGUGACUCUUUUGUGGGAGACUAUUUUUAGGCCUUUUAUAAGUAAAUAUUACAAGAGGUGAACCAUAAAUUGGGUUUUGAAUUAGGACCGAAUUGUUAUGGUUAUGGUAAGUACAGGCAUCUUCUGUAAAUAGUUGUAUCCUUUCUAAUCGUAAGCAACUUUUCAGAAAUACAAUUUUUCUCCGUUUACUUCUAUCUUUCCUUUCUGCUGUUUUUCUAAUAGUACUGGUCAUUUUAAAUUGUACAGAUGGCAAUAAUAUCUCUAUAUUCCACAUAAGGAUCAACCUAUUUGAGCAUUGCUCUGUGGAUAGCUGAUCAAUGGACUCAGGUACCUUUGAGGUCACUCAUAGUCGCUGACCACAGCCACAAGCCUGCAACCCAGCCCAGAUUCAGCUCCGAUGGAUUAUUUGGCUGUGUCUCUGCAAAUGUACAAAAAGGGAAUAAAUGGGAAAAUAAAAUGCAGGUGAUAGAAUUUUAUCAUUAUUGAUUACUAAUGUCUGCCAAAAUAUCAGUGAAUUAUGAAAUAUGGAUGCUGCUGCUGACUGGAUAAGGGAUUGAUAAUCUAUGGAUUAUCAAUUCUGCCACUAGGAAUUAGCGCAUAUAUGCUCCAGUAAAUGGUCUUAAAGAGGUUGACUAUUUAACUCUUUACUGAUUAUAUACGAUCUUAAUCAGUUCAUGCAAAAGGGAGUAAUUUCAUACCAAAGUAGUUUUCAACUGGCAUUAUUAUAAUGGUUUUGAUUUAUCAUUUUUUCUUAUAUUCAGUAUGCCGAAGAUUUUGAAUGAGUAUUUGAACAUUAUAUAGGUAAGUCUUGGAAUUUGGGCACUUGUCUUUAUUCGUACAUCCCAGUGAAAUUAUAUAAAACUGUUGCAAAUUGAUAUGUUUGGAACAUGAACAUUGUUCUCUACCGUAUAUGCAUGCUACCCAAAUAUAUAAAGUAGCUUUACAUAUGAAAAUUGAUGUAUCUAACAGCUUUGAGCAUGAUUGUGUCUUCUUGCAUUCGGCAUUUUAAUUUCCGUGCUUUGUUUCUUUCCACAAAUGGUUAUUAUUUUGUGAUCCUCUUAUUCUAUAACUACCUUCUCUUUGCCUGUUUAUAUCUUACUUAUCUUACCUUUUCAAUUGUAAAUAUGCAUGCAAAGAUAAAACGUCUGUUGGAUCAAGUGAGUUGAUGAUGACGCUGGGGUGCUGUUAUCUGUCAUGUCUCGGAAGUCUGAAACCAGAAAUGCUAUGGGGAGAUUGCCCAUACCGAAGAUAAAGUGUUUGCCUUUUAGUUAGCACAGGUUUGGAAUGAAAAAAUUGUUUGUAGGAGACAUUCUCCAAAUAUCAUGUUUGGUAAUUAGUUGUAAAAAAGAACUCAUAAUGCAUUAAAGAAAAAUGUUCAUGACAAGGGAAUGCUCCUUACCUUAGGCGUACCUUUUUCUUUCUUUGGAGAACUCACGAAAUAUAGACAAAUCUAAACAUGAAGUUAUGAACAUUAUUCAAAUGAAAGUAGUUGAAAGUGCAGAACUAUUGUACACUUGAUAUACAGGUAGACAACUCUAGAAAUGAAAAACAUUGAAAGUACACCUUUUGAAUCAGCAGUUAAAAAAGCCUCGGUGAUAAAAUCUGAACAGGGAACUCACCUGCUUAAGAAGCAUUCAAUUAUAAGAUACUUACAUUUGAAAAACUUCAAAGGAGUCCACCCUAUAUGUAAAGGCCAUA